Molecule: messenger RNA, 234 nt
Organism: Lindgomyces ingoldianus
Lineage: Eukaryota; Fungi; Ascomycota; Dothideomycetes; Pleosporales; Lindgomycetaceae
Exons: 1
Coding region: 1-234 (77 amino acids)
Source: RefSeq, a predicted model, not a curated record
AUGGACAAUCUCGAGCUAGCUAUCGAGCAGCCUAUUACGGACUAUAGUACUAGCAUUUAUAAGAGCCAAAGGGCUGCUGCAAAGACGUAUAGUAUCCCGUGGAGCACCCUACAGGUUCGACUCAAGGACGCGACCAAUAGUACGAUAUCGCAUCAACACCAGCAGCGAUUAACGCCAGAUCAAGAUGGGUUUUCAGUUAAAUGGAUACUUGGGGAAGCUACGCGAGAUGGUUAA